This is a messenger RNA of Trichomonas vaginalis G3, 702 nucleotides long. Its product is annotated as ubiquitin-like family. Gene Ontology annotation, molecular function: polyubiquitin modification-dependent protein binding. Bases 1 to 702 code for a protein of 233 amino acids. The transcript has a single exon. The record is from RefSeq and is a predicted model, not a curated record. Gene Ontology annotation, cellular component: cytosol. NCBI's taxonomy places the organism in Eukaryota, Parabasalia, Trichomonadida, Trichomonadidae. Gene Ontology annotation, biological process: ubiquitin-dependent protein catabolic process.
AUGGAAGGACUUAUUGUACGCGUUAUGAAAUCCAGUGACUUCUACGUCCCAUUCGAUGGUCUUACAACAGUUCAGGAUGUUAAGGAUGAAAUGGAGACUCAAAUAGAAGUUUCUACCCUUAGAAUGAAAUUGAUUUUCAACGGAAAAAUCCUUUCGGAUGAAGAAAACCUCAAAGCACUUGGCUUCAAAAACGGUUCAAUUAUUCAUUUGUACAUUCCAAAUUAUGAUAACAUCUUCUUGCAAGAUACAAAAAGAGAAUUUAACGAGAUCCUCUCUCUUUUUGAGAACAUAAAUUGCAUUCCAGAUGCUAUGUUUAACGAUGCAAUUAAUGAGAUCAAAACACUCAUACAAUCCCCAAAGAUCCGUGCUCUUGUCAAGAUUAUACCCGAUCUAGAACAAUUCUUCAAUGCAAUUCUACAAUGCAUUAAUCAAAUUGAAGCACCAUAUGAUGAUGCUCUUAUCAAUGAAGUUUCAAUAAUCGAAGACAGAUACCUCAAUAUCGAUGAAUGGAUUUAUGAAGAUAAAUCUGAAACACUCACUACGUUAUGCCUACCUGCUAAUUAUUUAGACGAAGGCUUGGAAAUUAAGGAUAAUGAUAACUCAAUUGUCGAAGAUGAUAUUCCACUCAACAUAAAUUACGCCAAAUCCAUCUCAACCGAGCCCCUUCCAUUUGUAUUUGAUAGCACAGCGUUUUAUAUGUGA